Messenger RNA from Nematocida minor, 1020 nucleotides. RefSeq lists its product as uncharacterized. NCBI's taxonomy places the organism in Eukaryota, Fungi, Microsporidia. The record is from RefSeq and is a predicted model, not a curated record. Bases 1 to 1020 code for a protein of 339 amino acids. The transcript has a single exon.
AUGAAGUAUGUCAGCCCCGUGGGAAAAGUCUACAAAAAAGACGGCUUGCUCGAUAGGUGGAUGGAGAUUCCCGAAGAGUAUCUGCUAGCUGAAAAAAACUGUCUGUCUGCGGAUCCUCUCUCAGCUCACCACGCUUUUUGCUUGAGUCUGAGCAAAGAUUCACCGACAAUUGCUCUCAAUGCAACAGACUCACUGACAAUUCUUACUCCCAUCGGAGACAAGGAGACAUCUCUGCACAUUUUGAAUAUUCUUUUGGAACACAAUGCAUACAUCCCAGGGCACAGCAUACUUCAGUCCAUCUCUAAUGAAGCUAUUUUAGCGUCCAGUGAAAGAUUCAAAUCUUGUAUAUUCAGUGAAAGCCCGAAAAAGAGUAAAGUGCAAGAGGACUGUGACAUAGUCAAGAAAGCCUUGGAAGUGCAAGAGAGGUUGGGCGAUAUUACAUACGCAUAUGAACAGGUGUCUUUGCUAAAGCUGUCGCAGUACCUUCCCAUGUUGGACCAGAUGAUAUUUAAUUCUUGGGUUGUAUCUGCAAGUGAGUAUAAGAAACUAAAAAACUACUUAAAAACCCAUCCGCAGACUCUCUAUUGCACAGUAAAUAGCCUUAUUAGCCCGCCUGUAGAUAUAAGCAUGUUUGAGAGGCCUAGAACAGACGAAAUACGCAAAUACCUAGGGAGUUCUGAGCUGUACUCUACAUUCUAUGAAACACCUAGAUCACCCGAUCUUAUCUGGGAUGCCAGUGCUCCUGGAUGUCUUAUCAAUCUUCCUAUUUUAGUAAUUGAAGAGAUCAUCAACAAAACAAAAAAAGAACGAAGGAAGAAGAUCAUAUCGAUUGUAAAUGAGCACGCACAGGAUGUUGGCGUGCAAAGGAAUAUGUGUUCCUUCUACAGAGAAAUAUUCAGCAAAGACAGAAACAUCCAAUACGAGGGAAUUCUGCUAGAAAUUAGCUUUGAAGCAGAGUACAAAAGGCUCGUAGAGGAACAAAAGCUUCUAAGUGAAACAGAAGAGGGAGAGAUAAAAUAG